Messenger RNA from Kwoniella mangroviensis CBS 8507, 1995 nucleotides. RefSeq names its product nuclear protein localization protein 4. Gene Ontology annotation, cellular component: nucleus. The transcript is spliced from 8 exons. NCBI's taxonomy places the organism in Eukaryota, Fungi, Basidiomycota, Tremellomycetes, Tremellales, Cryptococcaceae. Gene Ontology annotation, biological process: ubiquitin-dependent protein catabolic process. The record is from RefSeq and is a predicted model, not a curated record. Gene Ontology annotation, molecular function: ubiquitin protein ligase binding; ubiquitin binding. The coding region runs from base 1 to 1995 and encodes 664 amino acids.
AUGAUGUUGGACUCGAUUCCCAAAUCAGAUGAACAGCCUGAUCCCUCCACUUUGAAACUCAGUAAUCAGCCUGGGGCAAGUGGAGAGAGCGUACCGUUCUCUGCUUUGGUAGGUAGGACAGUGGGUGAUAUGGGGUUUAGUCAUGGAGAUUUGCUGUUUCUAUCGUACAAACCAAUCUCAGCAGAUCCUUCUUCCCAUCCUACCACUCAAGCUUCAACAUCCCACCCUCACCCAAAUCAACCAGACCCUUCACAUCCUCAUACGCACACUGAACCACCUCUUCCCAAUACCAUCCCUCUGACGGACUUAUCGCACGUGGUCGAACCUGAUAUAGAUUUGUAUUGGAAGAAUCAAACGGGGAAGAUCGAGCGGAAAAGAGAUCCAGAUUUCUGUAGACAUGGUGAGAAGGGGAUGUGCGAUUAUUGUAUGCCUUUGGAGCCAUACGAUGCGAAAUAUCAAGCAUCUCAGCAGAUCAAACAUCUCUCUUUUCAUGCAUAUUUACGUCAACUCCUGUCAUCUCGAUCAGCUGCUCAAUCAUCUGCUACGGACCUACCACCCCUAGACCCAUUAUCAUUAUCAGUCAUGACACCUUGUCCCACUGGCUCCCAUCCCCCUUUCCCUCAGGGAAUCUGCUCUACCUGUCAACCUUCAGCCGUCACCCUUCAGUCCCAGACCUACCGUAUGGUCGAUCACGUCGAAUUUGCCUCGCCUUCCAUCAUAGACGGUAUACUCUCUGCAUGGCGUCGGACCGGUACCCAGAGAUUAGCAUUUCUGAUUGGACGACAUGACAAAUAUGAGAAAGUACCUAUGGGAGUUAAGACGGUAGUGGAAGCUGUAUGGGAACCGAAACAGGAAGGUGAAUUGGAUGGUCUAACGGUCGAAACUCCUUGGUCGGACGAAGAGAGAGUAGGCGAAAUUGCUAGUUGGUGUGAUAAAGGUUUGAGUGUGGUGGGCAUGAUAUAUACGGAUUUAACACCACAACCCGACGAUAUCACCAAAACACUGUACAAGCGACACGCUCAAUCAUAUACGGCUGCCUCACUUGAAAUGCUCUUAUCAGCCGCAUACCAAAUUUCCCAUCCUCUGCCUACCAAGAUGUCCCCUACUGGACAUUUUUCAUCGAGAUUCGUUACCUGUUGUCUGACAGGAGAUGAGGAUGGAGGGAUUGGAGUAUUGGCAUGGCAAGCUUCUGAGAACGCAGAAGCGAUGGUUAAGGCUGGUAUAGUGGAGGCGAGCGUUGAUCCCGGUGUGGUCAGAGUGAGGAAACCAGGUGAAGGAGAAUAUAUCCCAGAGGUAUUUUACAGUUAUAAAAACGAAUAUGGUUUACAGGUCAAACAACCUGCCAAACCUACUUUCCCAGUCGAAUAUCUCUUCGUCAAUAUCACUCACGGUUUCCCCGUAGAUCCAUCACCACUCUUCUUAUCAAACUCUUUCCCCACAGAGAACCGACCAGGAUUACAUGAUCAAUCGCUAGAAGUGGUGAUAUCACAAUUAUCAGGAAUCAUCAGGAAAUCAGAUGCCGAGAUUAGCGAUACGGGUACAUGGCCUGAUAGGAUCAAGGAGGAGGUUAAGAGGUGGUUGAGUGAUUGGCAUCUUGUGUCGUUCCUGUGCAUGCAGGGUUUGUUCUCUUUGGCAGAACAAAAGAUACUUUGUAGAGCCGCUACGAUGCACGCCCAUCCAUCGGAUAAGAAUGCUCUGGAAGAGCUGUUUGAUUCCGGUGGAUGGCAGACAUUAUUGACUAUAGUGGAAUCAUCUUCGUCUGCAAAUGUCCCGGUUCAAUCUGCACCUCCCUCGAGAGCUUUCGGAGAGAUGGGUAUAGAUUCCCCUCAUGCGGGUGGAUCGUCGACGGACUUGUCAGGAUUGAAUAUACCUCCUGAACCUUCUACUUCGGCACCCUCUGGCGGAGAUGGAGGGGACAAGAUAUGUCCACAUUGUACGUUUGUCAAUGAGGCUGGUAGAUCGGAUUGUGAUAUUUGUGGAUUACCCCUUGGGUAG